Molecule: messenger RNA, 1391 nt
Organism: Priapulus caudatus
Lineage: Eukaryota; Metazoa; Priapulida; Priapulimorpha; Priapulimorphida; Priapulidae
Product: soma ferritin-like
Exons: 3
Coding region: 84-623 (179 amino acids)
Biological process (GO): intracellular iron ion homeostasis; iron ion transport
Cellular component (GO): cytoplasm
Molecular function (GO): ferric iron binding; ferrous iron binding
Source: RefSeq, a predicted model, not a curated record
CUGCUCAUCUGUUUCACCUUGAGUGCCAUUUGCUUCUUCUCUUCGUAUCCGUCGUUGUGCCAGGUUCAUCUCCAAUUUUCACAAUGGCUGUUAGUCAAGUUCGUCAAAAUUUCCACCAGGAAUGCGAAGCCGCUAUUAACAAGCAGAUCAACAUGGAAUUGUAUGCGUCUUACAUAUAUUCUAGUAUGGCCUGGUACUUUGAUAGAGACGAUGUCGCAUUGCCAGGAUUCCACAAAUUCUUCAAUGCAGCUUCAGUUGAAGAGACAGAGCAUGCCACAGAGCUGAUGAGGUACCAGAACAGGCGUGGUGGCCGCAUCGUGCUUCAAGACAUCCAAAAGCCCAUGAAGGACGAGUGGGGCAGUGGAGUGGAAGCCAUGCAGACUGCACUGGAUAUCGAGAAGAAUGUUAACGAUGCUCUACUUAAGCUACACGCUCUAGCCGAGAAGCACUUUGAUGCCCAUCUCGAUGACUUCAUCGAAGAGAAGUACCUGGAGGAACAAGUUGAAUCCAUCAAGAAGCUUGCUGAUUUCGUCACUAAGCUGAAGAGAGCCGGCCCAGGACUGGGAGAGUACAUGUUCGACAAGGAGGAGCUGCAGGAGGCGGCGACGCUAUCAGGCCAUUAAGCGAGACGGUUAGCUGAAAAAACGGUUUGCUACGAUCCGCCGGAUUGCGUCGUCUACGAAACUUACCCAUAUUAUGGUAUCAUGAAUGAGAGAAACCUGCUUUUACAGGUUUUUGAAACCGUGACGUGAUAGCUCUAUGUAUGUAUAACAUCACCUCGGCAACUUGGCACCGUUACGAUGUAAUUCAAUAUGUGUGAUCGACAUAGUUUAGUGGAAUUGUAGCAUCAUUGUAGGGUGCAGGAUCACUUUUAUUUUUAGAAGCUUAUUCUUCUUGCUCAGUAAUGGGCCCCUGUGCGAAACUCCAUGGAUAAUGCAUAGUGUGAUUUCAUAUAGGGGCAUGCACAUAACCCGGUUGGACCACUGCUAGUCUGCUACCAAGAUAUAGGAAUUAGGUUAGGUGGACAUGUCAAUUGUAAUCUGUAACGUAGGUACGACGCACAAUGGUUAACAUAGUCUUUAUCGGUAAAUAAUGCACAAACACCCACGUUCGUGAAAAUACAUUUGGUUGAUAAUUGACAGCUAUAAAAUUGCUUAUCCAUUAAUAAUCAAAUAUAUAGUAUAUAUUGCUAGGAAUGACGAUGAAGAUCUGGUUUUAUCUACUGUAUAUUCUAUUCCUGGCAAAAAUCAUAUUGAUGGUACAGCUACAGAGCACUUAGUGUUAUAUUUUGUUUCCAAUGUUCAAUUUCAUACAACAUACAUUUCUAGUCUAUAUAUGGAUUGGUUGGUGUAAACUGGAAUGUCUGUUAAUAAAAGGCUGUACACGUUUAA